Molecule: messenger RNA, 2014 nt
Organism: Spinacia oleracea (spinach)
Lineage: Eukaryota; Viridiplantae; Streptophyta; Magnoliopsida; Caryophyllales; Amaranthaceae
Product: ninja-family protein AFP1
Exons: 2
Coding region: 433-1791 (452 amino acids)
Biological process (GO): response to abscisic acid; signal transduction; negative regulation of DNA-templated transcription
Cellular component (GO): nucleus
Source: RefSeq, a predicted model, not a curated record
ACAGAGAAAAUGAGUGAAAAAGGGAUGCUUCCAUUGUUCUCUUAAUAUUAAUUUGAACUUUAAUCACUUGAGAUUAAAUAACCAAAAUCUCCAUAAAAAGAUGAAAAAACAAAAAAUUGAUAAUUUGUUCAUUCAUACAAAACCCCAUAAAACGUUUUUAUGUUGUUGUUUUCUGGGUUGAGUUCUCCACGUGUUGAAGCUUCAUAGUUCAAUCCCAAAACCAUCUGUUUUCUGUCUUUCAUUUCACAUAAUUUUUUUUCUAUUUUCAAAUAAAAGUUUUCUUCUUUUCUUUAUACGGAGUACUACUUCUCAUUCUUUUUCCUUCCAAAAUUCUGGGUAUCCCUCAAGCAUUUAACCCAGAAAAUGUUGACAAAGAUGAAAAAUUUAGUAAAAAAAAGUUGAAUCAGCAAAAAAAAUCUGGGAUAUUGGUGAAUGGAAGGUUCAUCUGAGCUGUAUUCAAUUUCAAGCAGUAGCUCAAAAAGCAUGGGUGAAACAGUGAAUAUAAGCAACAGUAUUAGCAGAGGAUUUAGUGGUAGUAGUAUAAUUAGCAGUAAUAGUAAUAGUAACAGUAGCAGAAAUAGGAGCAAAGAAAUGGAGAGUUUAUCUUUGGAAAUAAGCAAAUAUCCAAGAGAUCUCUUGCAAACAUUUCUAAGUAGUAAUUCUGGAGAGAGAAAGAGUGGUAAUAGAUCAGCUGAUGAUGAUGAUGAUGACGAUGAUGAUGGUUUGAAUCUAGGACUUGGGUUAUCAUUAGGUGGUAAAUUUGGGGUUGAUAAGUCUAAGAAUUUAGGGGGUUUGAUAAGGUCUUCUUCAAUAGCUGGGACCAUGCCUUUCUUCAGGGAGGGGGGUGAAGAUGAUUCAGGGGCGGCGGUGACCAUGGCGGCGAUGGCGUUACCACCAUCAUUGGGGAACAAUAAUAAUAAUAGCAACAACCACCUUGUAAGGACAGCGUCGUUGCCGGUGGAGACGGCGGAGGAAUGGAGGAAGAGAAAGGAGAUGCAAACAUUGAGAAGGAUGGAGGCGAAGCGGCGGCGGUCGGAGAAGCAGAGGGUUUUAAAGGAGAGUGGUAUUGGUGUUGGUGGUGGUGGUGGGGAGGAGAAAGGGGUUGAAGGGUUGAAGUUGAGAGCAAGAUUAGAAAGGGAACAACAAUGUUUGGGGUUGACUAGUAAGUUAAUUGGUUCUUCUUCAAUUGGGACUUUGUUUAAACCACCUCCAUCUGGUAAUCAUAAUCAUUUGGAGGUUAAAGGUAGAAGAACUACUUUUGGUAGUUUGCAAGGUUUCUUGAUUGCUCAAGAUCAAGCUCAGACUCAGACUCAACCAAAUCAGGGUUCUUCUCAAGGUUCAGGGGAAUCACAAGGGUCUGAUGCCUCUGAGCUUGAGAGUAAGACCCAUCAAGGAUCAAGUAGCUGUGACACAAGAAGCUCACCUGGUACUCAUUCCCAACAAGAGCGUACUGGUAGCCAAGAAAGUGAAUUCCACAGAGCUAGCCGGGCUGAGCAGACUGAAAAUAAAAAGAAAGAGACAAUAUCAGCAACAGCAACAGCAUCGGCAUCAAGUGGAAAUGCGAUAGAGGAUAUGCCAUGUGUGUUCACAAUAGGAGACGGUCCAAAUGGUAGAAAAGUGGAAGGGAUCUUAUACAAGUACGGGAAAGGGGAAGAAGUUCGUAUAAUGUGUGUUUGUCACGGUACUUUCUUCUCUCCUUCAGACUUUGUCAAGCAUGCCGGUGGAACAGAUGUAGAUCACCCUCUUAGACAUAUUGUUGUUACCCCAUCAUCUACUUCUCCAAUCCUAUGAUAUCAUCUCUAAUUCAACCCGGCCGCUCAACGUAUACUUAUAUAAUAUUGGUUUUGAUUUUAAUGUAGAGUUUAAUGUUUUUUUUAAUUUUAAUUUCUUCUUGAGGAUCUUAAUUUGUACUUCACUUAAUUGUGAUGAGAUCAAAAUGGUAAUAGGCAAUACAUACUUUUAGUUUUGCCUUUCUAUAUGUUACUACUAUAUGGGUUAUAUGGUUUACACUUUA